AUGGCAUCGAUGAUUCAAAAAUCCAAUCUCAACGUGUAUCAUGUAUUGAACAUGCUCUUCAUCUUUGAAGUUAUGUUUCAAAUUUCUGCAGCAUUCCUCUUUUUGUUUGAUAACAUAUUGGCCAAGAACAUUACUGCAAUCUUCGUUUUUGGAGAUUCCAUGGUUGAUGUAGGAAACAACAAUUACAUCAAGACAAUUGCAAAGGCGGCAUUUCCAAAUGGAAUUGACUUUGGCCUGAGGGAACAGAAUUUGGGUGCCAAAAAUUUCACUCCUCCAUACUUGGCUCCAACUACUACCGGUGACAUGGUUCUAAAAGGAGUCAACUAUGCUUCCUCUGGAUCUGGUAUUUUGAAGAACUCUGGAAUAGUUUGGGGUGGUCAUAUUAGCUUAGAUGAACAAAUCAGUAACUUUGAGAAAACUAAGAAAACAAUUGUCUCAAGAAUCGGCAGGCGGGAAGCGAAAAGACUGCUAAUGCAUCAGGCUCUGUUUAUGGUUGUUACUGGUGCAAAUGAUUUUUUAAUUGGGCAGCAAGUGACUUCCUUGCAGAAUCCAUCGUCUCAAGGAGCAUACUUAAACAUUCUGACUUCAAAAUUCAAGUCCCAACUUACAAGAAUUUAUCAUCUGGAAGCUAGGAAGAUUGUUGUGACAAAUAUUCCAAGAAUUGGGUGUAGCCCUUAUGAGAGGGAUGCUUAUCCUGAUGUAAAAGGUUGUGUGGCUUCCUUAAAUCAGCCAAUCAAGUCAUACAACAGUAGACUGAAGAGCCUGCUCAUGGAUCUUACAGCAAAUCUCACGGGUUCAACCUAUGUUUAUGCAGAUAUUCAUGCAAUGCUGGAAGAUAUCCUUAAGAAUUACAAAUCAUAUGGACAAAUGGACAAUGGUAAAUGCAGAUGUUGCUUGCCUUUUGACUUUUGGUUGGGGGGGGAGGGGUGGAUGCAACCAUUGUAA
Theobroma umbraticum is the source of this 945-nucleotide messenger RNA. The record is from RefSeq and is a predicted model, not a curated record. Lineage: Eukaryota; Viridiplantae; Streptophyta; Magnoliopsida; Malvales; Malvaceae.